CGAAAAAGAAAGCAAGAAUAAAUAGUUCAUAACAGCAUGAGAAGAAGCAUAAGGCAAGUGAGACCAACAUAACAUAACAUGAUCACCCAACCAAAUCUGAAUCAAUAUGUACUUGCAAUAGUAGACAAAUGCAAUCACAUCAACCAUUUGAAGCAACUCCAAGCUUUUCUCAUCUCCAUCGGCCACGGCCAAACCCAGUUCUUCGCAUUCAAGCUCGUUCGCUUCUGCACACUCGUCCUCUCCAACCUCAAUUACGCUCGAUUCAUCUUCGACAAUCUCAACUCCCCCAAUAUCUACCUCUGCACCGCCAUGAUCACUGCCUAUGCUUCCCACUCCGACCACAAGUCAUCCCUUCUCUUGUACCGCGACAUGGUUCGCCGGAGACGCCCUCAGCCCAACCACUUUAUCUAUCCCCACGUCCUCAAGUCUUGCCCGGAAGUUAUGGAGUCUCGUGGGACUGAACUGGUUCAUACCCAGAUAUUGAAAUAUGGUUUUGAGAAAUACCCAGUUGUGCAAACGGCGCUUUUGGAUUCGUACUCGAGGUUUUGUUCUGAUCUUGGGACUGCCAGACAGUUGUUCGACGAAAUGUCCGAGAGGAAUGUUGUGUCCUGGACUGCUAUGGUUUCUGGGUAUGCUAGACUUGGGAAGAUGGGGAAUGCGGUGUUACUGUUUGAAGAAAUGCCCGAGAGGGAUGUUCCGUCUUGGAACGCUGUGAUUGCGGGGUGUACACAGAACGGGCUGUUUUCGGAGGCAAUUUCUCUGUUUAGGAGAAUGGUUAGCCUUUCAGAGGAAGAGCCGUGUCCAGGGAAUAGGCCGAAUCAGGUUACAGUUGUAUGUUCACUCUCAGCCUGUGGACACACGGGUAUGCUUCAGAUUGGUAGAUGCAUCCAUGGCUAUAUUUAUAGAAAUGGGCUUGGUUCUGAUUCGUAUAUUUCCAAUGCUCUGGUGGAUAUGUAUGGAAAAUGUGGUAACUUAAAAGAAGCAAGACAGGUUUUUGACAAGACAAAAAAGAGAAGUUUGACGUCGUGGAAUUCCAUGAUCAAUUGUUUUGCCCUCCAUGGCGAGAUUGGGGGCGCCAUCAGUGUCUUUGAGGAAAUGACGCUGUGUAAAGGUGAUGUAAAACCAGAUGGGGUUACAUUUGUUGGUUUGUUGAAUGCUUGUACCCAUGGAGGAUUGGUCAAGGAAGGCUGGUUUUAUUUUGAUUUGAUGACUAGGGUUUAUGAUAUUGAGCCUCAGAUUGAGCACUAUGGGUGCUUAAUAGACCUUCUUGGUCGAGCAGGACGAUUUGAAGAAGUCAUGGAAGUUGUAAGGGGGAUGAGGAUGCCGCCUGAUGAGGUUGUUUGGGGAUCUUUGCUUAACGGCUGUAAGAUUCAUGGCCGCAUAGAUUUGGCUGAAUUUGCUGUCAAGAAACUGGUUGAGAUCGAUCCGAAUAAUGGUGGUUAUGGUGCAAUGUUGGCAAAUAUCUACGUAGAGUCGGGGAAGUGGGACGAGGUUAGGAAGGUAAGGAAGAUUCUGAAGGAGCAAAAUGCUCAUAAGGCACCUGGUUGCAGUUGGAUUGAGGUUGAUAACCAAGUUCACCAGUUCUAUUCUGUUGAUAAAACACAUCCUAAAACAGAGGAGAUCUACACAAUUUUGGGUUGUCUGGUUGGCUUUUCUUAGUUUAUAGCUCUGCUGGGAUUGUCUCCUCUUAUCAUCAAACACUGCCCUUUGUACAUGUACCUCAAAGUUGCUUAAAUUUGAUAUGGAAAUCUCAAACACCACUUACACUCACAAAUCUAUUUCUUCCGAGCUAAAAGUAGUGCCAUGCCAUCAUCUAAUCUUAAGAUCAGAAUGUGUCUAGGCUUAUCGAGGGCUAAUGUUAUUGGAGCCAAGAUAACAUGCCAAGGUUCUCUGUCCUAUUUAAUCUUGUAUUACAUUUUGUUGAGAAGAGAAGAAGACUGUUUAACAGAAAAGGUUUCUGAAGCUGUUUCUAUAAGUUGCAAUCCACUCUUCUGGUUCACGUUUGUCUUUUCUCUGAGUUGUUCUGGGAGAUUGGUUACCUGUCGUUUUCUGAACAGUGAAUUUCAACUCAUCUCCUUUGGAAUUCUCUUGAACAGCACUGGCGGUGAAAGGUGAGAAGAGACUAGUAAACUAGCAAGAUGCUUGGUACACAAUGUCGCUCCUUACAACCAUUCUAAAAAUAGCCUAAUGGGUGCGAUGUCAAAUGCCAUAAGGACAUACUGCAAGCCCUUGCUGACACCAAUUGGUUUUAGGGACAUGGUGAUAGGCCAAUGCAGCUCUUCAAUUAGUGAGUACUCAAAUUCAAAGACUAAUUUUGUGCCAGAACUCCCAUGUUGCUUGAAGAAUUCACCCCCAUUAGCAUCCCUUGCAAUAAGGAUCCAUUUCUGUACAAUAGGUGGUUCGAACGGCAGGAAAAGCUCUCCUGGAUUGGCGGUGGACCAACAGAGACUACAUGGGGUCAUAUGCAAAUCAUUCCUGCCAGCCAGCACGCUUUGAGAAUCUUGAGAUUUCUGUUGCUCGGGGAAAAUGAUUUGUAAACAUGUGUAACUUCUCAGAAACAAUCGGAAGUAGAUGAUGAAUUCACUGUAGUUGAACACAACUUUGACUUUGGAAUUUCAUCUCUAUACCUAAACUCCAUUUAGGAAACAAUUCAGUUUAUUUCAUUUUCUACUUUUUUA
Molecule: messenger RNA, 2678 nt
Organism: Camellia sinensis
Lineage: Eukaryota; Viridiplantae; Streptophyta; Magnoliopsida; Ericales; Theaceae
Product: Pentatricopeptide repeat (PPR) superfamily protein
Biological process (GO): RNA modification
Molecular function (GO): RNA binding; protein binding
Source: RefSeq, a predicted model, not a curated record